AUGAACUUUCUUCAUCUUGCCGCCUCUCUUCUCGUGACCGCCUCGAGCGUCAACGCUAUGGGCGAUCUCGGUUUCUGUAUUGGAACCAAAGACAACUCUGGCGUCUGUAAAUAUACCGACGGCUACAAGGAGGACCUCCAAAAGCUCGCUCCCUACACCAACACUAUUCGUUUCUACUCCACCUCCGACUGCAACACUCUCCAGUGGCUUGCUCCCGCGCUCGUUGCGGAGAACUUCAAAGCUGUUGUCGGUAUUUGGCCCACUGACGAUACCCACUACCAGAUGGACAAGGAUGCGGCCUCUACCUACCUCCCCCAGAUGUCUAUCGACAACGUUGUCGCUUUCACCGUUGGCUCUGAGGCGCUUUACCGCAAGGACUUGACCCCCCAGCAGCUGGCCGACAAGAUCAGCGACUUUAAGAACUUUGUCUCCGGCAUUAAAGACAAGGACGGCAAGUCUUACAGCUCUGUCCCCGUGGGUACUGCCGACUCUUGGAACGUGCUUGUUGACGGUUAUAAUGCCCCCGCCGUCCAGGCCUGCGACCUCGUCUUGGCUAACGCCUUCUCGUACUGGCAGGGUCAGGUCAUGAACAACGCUUCCUACUCCUUCAUUGACGAUAUUAUGCAGGCUGUGCAACAGGUCCAGAGCAUCAAGGGCACUGACGACAUCGACUUCUGGGUCGGUGAGACCGGCUGGCCUACCGACGGUGGAAACUACGAGUCUGCUCAACCCUCUGUGGACAACGCCGAGACCUUCUGGCAGCAGGGCAUCUGUGCUAUUAGAGCUUGGGGCAUCAACACCUUUGUUUUUGAGGGCUUUGACGAGGCUUGGAAGCCCCCUUCCACUGGCCAAAAUGGCCAGGAGGUCCAGGGUGUCGAGCGCUUCUGGGGUGUCUACGAUGCUAACGGAACCCUCAAGUACGAUCUCAGCUGCAAGUUCUAA
Molecule: messenger RNA, 942 nt
Organism: Wickerhamiella sorbophila
Lineage: Eukaryota; Fungi; Ascomycota; Dipodascomycetes; Dipodascales; Trichomonascaceae
Product: Glucan 1,3-beta-glucosidase
Exons: 1
Coding region: 1-942 (313 amino acids)
Biological process (GO): cell wall organization; carbohydrate metabolic process
Cellular component (GO): extracellular region; fungal-type cell wall; cell surface
Molecular function (GO): 1,3-beta-glucanosyltransferase activity; glucan endo-1,3-beta-D-glucosidase activity
Source: RefSeq, a predicted model, not a curated record